Meloidogyne enterolobii is the source of this 1506-nucleotide messenger RNA. The record is from the annotation of a GenBank genome assembly. Lineage: Eukaryota; Metazoa; Nematoda; Chromadorea; Rhabditida; Meloidogynidae.
AUGAAACGAGAAGCUAUUCAAUUUGAACGUGAUUCAAUAAGCUCUCCAAGUUCUCCUAAAAAACGUCGGCAAACUUUGGAUUAUGGAGGGAGCGAACAAUCGCUUUCGCCUGGAGUUGAAAGCAAACCUUCAAUUUAUUCUACCUCUUCUGGAAUUGAAAUGAGAAAUUUUAUUUCUGAAAAUUCUGCUAAUAAUUAUUCAAAUAUUAUUUAUUUGUUGAUGGAAUUGGAGGCACGUGUAAAUCAAGAAAUGUGUUUGCGUUACCGAAACCUUUCGAGCGCUUUUUCUGGUUCCCAGUUUGAUGCUGAAGGUACUAGUGGCCCGUCUGUUUCGCCAGUUUUUCAUCCUAAUGGGCCUUCAGCAUUUAGCUCGCCUUCAGGAUCAAGACCGGCUUCGAUUGAGGAUUUGAAUGAAAUUUCCCGUACAACACUUCUUUUAAUGGUUGAAUGGGCAAAAGGAAUGCAAACAUUUUCAGAACUUCGAAUGGAAGACAAAGUCAUUUUAUUAAAAAAUUAUGCGCCUCAACACCUCAUUUUAAUGCCCGCUUUUCGAUCCCCAGAUACUACAAGGCUUUGUUUAUUUAAUAAUUCUUUGUUGGGAGCUGAUCAAUCUCAGGGAGGAAAUGAACAGUUGGGGUCCUUUGCUGCGUUUAAAGCAGCAAAUAUAAUGCCUAGAGUGUUGGAUGAAAUUGUUUGGCCGAUGAGGCAAUUAGAGAUGAAAGAGGAAGAAUUUGUUUGUCUAAAAGCAUUGGCAUUUUUACAUCCAGAAGCUAGAGGAUUAUCACAAAAUGCACAACAAAUAAUACCUCUUUAUUCAAUCAUUUUGGCAUCUAAACCGGUAGACGAGGCUCCAAGUAGAUAUGGAAAUAUUCUUUUGUUAGCGCCGGCUUUAAAAGCAUUGACUCAAUUGUUGAUUGAAAAUAUGACUUUAACAAAGUUCUUUGGCCUAGCUGAAGUAGAUUCAUUACUUUCUGAAUUUAUUCUUGACGAUGUUGGGGCUGACAGUAGUGGAAUUUCAACUGCACCAAAAACUAUUAAAGAACAAUUAACAUCAACAGCCCCAUCGUUUGUAACAAUGGCGGGUAGUAAUCGUGCAGAAAUGACAACAACAAAUGCUGCAAUGUUACAAAAUCAUUCAAUGAAGAAUUUUGAAUAAAAUAAAAAAAAGGUUUUUUUGAGUUAGAAGUAGCAGGUUUAUAUUGGUGAAUGUGGGCACAAGGUUGUCGGAUCCGGAUCCGAAAAAGGCCGGAUAUCCGAAGAUUUCCAACUAUCCGACAACCUUAGUGGACACAUAAGAUUUUCUAAAAUUAAGGAUCCCUGGUCCGUAGGUUUUUUGACCUCUGGUCCUUUCAUACCAUUUUUGUAUUCGUUCAAAAAUUUUUUUACAAUCCCUCCCCCGCCUUUUACAAUCCCUCUCUCGUAAAAUUUUAUUUUUUACUAUAUAUUUAAUCAGACGAUAUAUUUUCGCAUGUCUUAUUUUAAGAAAGUCGUUUUUUUGGAAUUUUAA